This is a messenger RNA of Fusarium subglutinans, 1413 nucleotides long. Its product is annotated as aminotransferase. Lineage: Eukaryota; Fungi; Ascomycota; Sordariomycetes; Hypocreales; Nectriaceae. The record is from RefSeq and is a predicted model, not a curated record. Gene Ontology annotation, biological process: biosynthetic process; amino acid metabolic process. Bases 1 to 1413 code for a protein of 470 amino acids. The transcript has a single exon. Gene Ontology annotation, molecular function: transaminase activity; pyridoxal phosphate binding.
AUGCUUUCCCAUCGCGCUCAGAAAAGCUUAAACUGGUUGGCCGAUGAAAUUCCCUCUGUCCCAGUAUGGCCGAAGGAUGUGCUUGCCAUGAACUCAGCAGAGAACUGGCUGUGCCGUCCAGAUCUUAUUCCGCUCAUGAAGAAAGCCAUAUCGGACAACCUUGAAGCGUCGCAUCUCUCUUACUCGAAGAAUCUCGGUGGGCCGCCGGAUCUUCUCGAGAAUGCAGCCUCUUUUUUCAACAGGUUCUUCAAUCCACGAAGUCCUGUCCUGCCCAGCCAUAUCGUCUGUGGUGCUGGCGCUGGGUCCAUCCUGGACUGUCUUGACUUUUCACUCAGCGAGCUUGACGAGGGCAUGCUGAUCAACGCACCAUGCUGGGAGGGCUUUGGGAUAGCAAGUAAUUUGCGAAAUGACGAUCGGUUGAUACCAGUCACGAUACCAGUUGGGAUCUCAUCCCCGGAGCAGCUCAUCAAGCUUUAUCUCAAGGCUAUGGAUGCUGCGCCAUGUCGCAUACGCGGUAUCAUCGUUUGCAACCCCAUGAACCCUUCUGGGCACAUCUAUCCUACCAGUUGGCUGGAAGCAAUCCUUCAGUUCUGCGAAGAGCAAGACAUCCAGUACAUCGCGGACGAGAUCUAUGGCAUGUCAGCGUGGGAACCACAACAAACAAAGACCCCAAAGCAGCUUUCUGAAAAAGGGCCAAUUGUUUUUGAGUCCCCAGAGACAAAGUUUACCUCCGUCUUAUCUUUGGAUAUGGAGCGACUUAAAGUAAACCCUGCCCGCGUACAUGUUGUCUACGCAUUGAGCAAAGACCUCGGUAGUAGUGGUCUCCGACUUGUACGAACAUCUACCCAAGCUCACAGCAUCUUGGCUAACCUCUCACAGGGCUUCCUUGUGACACAGAAAAACCCCGAGCUUCGCAAUGCGAUGGCCAUUCUGAACAGGUACCGAGUAUCCAAUGCCACCUCUGUGAUUGCCUCCAGUCUUUUCUCAGAUCUUUUAGUCCUAGAGCACAUUCUCGUUCGCAACAGAAUGCUUCUACGCAAUGCAGCACAGCUCGUUGGAGAUUUCCUAUCCUUCCACCACUUUGCCUUCUAUCGCCCAGUAGCAGGAGUCUUUAUAUGGACUCGUCUCGGUGGGGAGACAGCAACAGAGGUUUCUGAUGCACAGCUUAUGGAGAACUUUGCAUCUAAGAAGGUUUCUGUUGCUAGCGGUGUGCCCUUUCAUGCUACAGAUAGAGGAUGGUUCCGAAUCACGUUUACACUUCCUCGUGAGCAAUUGCUCGAAGGGCUGCGACGCAUAGAGAGGGCCAUGUCUUUAGAGCGCACAUGGAGACCCUCGAAUGAUAUGGAAGCCGUGGAGGUUGUGUCUGUUCGGAGGGAGAUGAAGCCCAAGGGCGCUGGAUGCAUGGUCAUGUAG